Molecule: messenger RNA, 1308 nt
Organism: Thlaspi arvense
Lineage: Eukaryota; Viridiplantae; Streptophyta; Magnoliopsida; Brassicales; Brassicaceae
Source: the annotation of a GenBank genome assembly
CCCCAGCUAGUCCAAUACCCGGCGGACACCCGCAACCACUUUCUCCUGGCGGAGAUCGGGCGCGGUGUGAACUCAGUCGUUUACAAGGCCCUCUACGUGGAAAUGGAUUCGGUGGAGACUGAGUUUGUGGCGCUCAAGUGCAUCGAUUUGAACCGUUCGCGGACCGACCUGCACGGAGUCCCCUGCGAGGCCCAGACCAUGUCCCGGCUUUCUCACCCCAACGCUCUGGGGGCCUACUGCUCCUUCACGUCGGGCCAUAGCCUCUGGGUGGUCAUGCCGUUCAUGUGCGAAGGCUCGCUCGGGUCCAUCAUGUCAUCGUCACUCCCCGACGGAUUCUCCGAGCCCUGCAUCGCCGUGAUUCUCCAAGAGACGUUGAGGGGCUUGGCGUAUUUACAUAUGCAGGGUCAGCUUCACAGGGACAUCAAGGCAGGAAACAUACUCAUAGACUCCAAUGGCACGGUGAAGCUGGCAGAUUUUGGCGUCUCCGCCUCUCUGUACGAGGCGACAGUAGGCACAGCGGUGGCAAUGGUAGCCGAGGUGGCGGGGACACCCUACUGGAUGGCACCGGAGGUGGUCCACUCGCGCGCGGGAUACACAUUCAAGGCGGACAUAUGGUCUUUCGGCAUCACAGCCCUAGAAUUGGCGCAUGGGAGGCCUCCCCUCUCACAUCUACCACCUUCCAAGUCACUGAUGAUGAAGAUGACGAAGCAAUUUAGGUUUUGGGAUCACCGCCAGAAGAGGUGGAACAGCAAAGAGUUCUCCGAGUCGUUCAAGAACAUGGUGGGCUGGUGCCUCGACCAGGACCCGUCGAAGAGGCCGUCCGCCGAUCAACUUUUGAAGCAUCCCUUCUUCAGAAACUGCAAUGGACCGGAAUUUCUGCUAGGCGUACCUAGUGUAGAUCAAAGGCACAGAUUAGAAGCACGGCUUCAGAGCUCCAAGGAAGAGGCAGGUAAUGAAGACGAAGAAUUUCCAGGUAGAAGGAUCAGUGGAUGGAACUUCAACAAAGACCAUUUCGAGCUGGACCCGGUUUUCGAGCAAGUCCGUUUCGGCGGAAAGACCAUCAUCCCAGACAAUAGGGUGAGUUUGAAGCCAAGUUCGCCGGGAAAAGCCACAGAAGGUGGGCAGAGAGAGGUGGGGCCAUCAAGGCAGGAUGGAGUUCCUCAGGUAGAAGAGGUGGAAGAUAAACAGGUGGAGAGGUUGAAGAUGGAGUUGGAGAACACGCAGAUUAAGAAUUUUCAUUUGGAUUUGGAGUUGGACCUCCUCAGGUCGCAGCUUCGCAUUGCAAAUAGUCUUAUUGCAGAUGCCCUU